Molecule: messenger RNA, 1077 nt
Organism: Babesia ovata
Lineage: Eukaryota; Apicomplexa; Aconoidasida; Piroplasmida; Babesiidae
Product: metabolite drug protein
Exons: 1
Coding region: 1-1077 (358 amino acids)
Source: RefSeq, a predicted model, not a curated record
AUGGGUUUCGAGGACCUGAAGAUCUUCAAGAGCUGGGAGCAGGUGAAGCCUUACUUCACCAAUCCCAGCCUCAUCACCGUCGAGGCGCUCUUCAUCUUGUUGACGCUCUGCAACGUCUACGUGGUGCACACCCUGUUUGUGACUGUGCUGCCCGCGCCGGUUUUCAUCACCUGGUGGCAGCUGACCCAGGGUCUGGUUUCCGCCUACAUUCUCGGUGACUUCGGCCAGGUGUACCCCAAGAUGGCUUACUUCCCCAGUGUCAAGAUUGAGAUCGGCCUUCUCAAGACUCUCGUGCUGCCGACCAUUGCCUACGUGGCGAUGCUCUGCUCCACCAACAUCAUGCUCUGCAAGGCGCCUUCCACUGCCGCCUUCCCCAUCCUCGCCUCCGGCGCCGUCGCCGCGCACCACGCCGCGCGUUUCAUCGCAUGCGGAGAGGAGUACAUGCCUAUGAGGUGGAAGGCCAUCGGGUUCCUGGUGCUGGCCUUCGUCCUCGGCGCGACCGACAAGCACAUUGCGCCUGGUAACAUCAUGACAGUCGCCCUGCUCUACGCCUUCCUGGCCGCUGUCUUCCGCGCUGGGUUCAUGGAGCGUGCCCUGCACAUCGUUGGUGGCCGCGGAAAUGCGCUGCACAACCACCAGCACCUCCUCGGAGCUAUGAUCCUUCCCGUUGUCUGGAUCAUCAACGGCGAGCUCAAGGUGCUAAUCAACAACUUGCCCUGGGACAUCACCGCUGCUAAGACAUGGCAGGUGUGGGGCUGCUUCGUGGCGGUUGGCGCUCUGCCAUUCGUCAAGAACGUUGUGUCGAACAGGCUGAUCAGGCAGACUGGCCAGGCCCCGUGGCGUAUGCUGGAGCUCAUUGCCGUCGCGCUCCUGUUCAUCAUUGGCUCGUUCAAGCAGGCCCCAUCAUGGCAGGUGGUGUUGGCCACCAUGUUCGUCAUCAUCGGUCGUUUCCUGGGUGCCGUCGACGUCAUCAGGAACCUGCAGUACGCGAGGGAGCCCACUUCAUUGAGCCACCAGGCCUCCGAGCCCUUCCUGCAGAAAGACGAGGCAGCCCUCGUACAGGAGAUGGAGGCUUAA